ACUUCCGGUGCGGCGGGGCUAGCCCGCGAGGGUCGACUAGCCACCUCGGCGUGCGUUCCGGACUCUCCUAGGUGCCCCGGGCGGGCGGUAGGCCACGCGGGGCUUGUGGGGCGUCCCUCGCUGAAUCCUAAAUAGUCUGCCCCGCCCACCUCUGCACCGCUGGACAGUUUCGGGUUAGGCAGACAUUCCGGCAGGCCCUGUGCUAUGAAGUCCUGGGAGCCCAAACUUUAAAAUAAAGUGAAAACGAUGAAGAAGUUAAGGCUUAAGGAACUGGAGAGUCGCCUGCAAGAAGUGGAUGGAUUCGAAAAGCCCAAGUUACUUCUAGAACAGUAUCCCACCAGGCCGCACAUUGCAGCAUGCAUGCUCUAUACAAUCCAUAACACAUAUGAUGACAUUGAAAAUAAAGUGGUUGCAGAUCUCGGAUGUGGUUGUGGAGUGCUUAGCAUCGGGGCUGCAAUGUUAGGAGCAGGGUUGUGUGUUGGAUUUGACGUAGAUGAAGAUGCACUGGAAAUAUUUAAUAGGAAUGUGGAAGAGUUUGAGUUAACAAAUGUUGAUAUGAUUCAGUGUGAUGUGUACGCAUUAUCUAACAGAAUGUCCAAGUUAUUUGAUACAGUAAUUAUGAAUCCUCCCUUUGGGACCAAAAAUAAUAAAGGGACAGAUAUGAUUUUUCUGAAGACUGCAUUGGGAAUGGCAAGAACAGCAGUAUAUUCUUUGCACAAAUCAUCAACUAGAGAACAUAUUCAGAAGAAAGCUACAGAAUGGAAAGUCAAGAUAGAAAUUAUUGCAGAGCUUCGCUAUGACCUGCCAGCAUUGUACAACUUCCAUAAAAAGAAAUCAGUGGACAUUGAAGUGGACCUAAUUCGCUUUUCUUUUUAAAAGCUUCCGAAGACAAAAAGCAGCUUAAAAUCUAACUAAGAUGAAUAAAAAUGUUGCUUACUAAA
Molecule: messenger RNA, 941 nt
Organism: Psammomys obesus (fat sand rat)
Lineage: Eukaryota; Metazoa; Chordata; Mammalia; Rodentia; Muridae
Gene: Mettl5
Product: methyltransferase 5, N6-adenosine
Exons: 7
Coding region: 247-876 (209 amino acids)
Biological process (GO): rRNA methylation
Molecular function (GO): rRNA (adenine-N6-)-methyltransferase activity; nucleic acid binding
Source: RefSeq, a predicted model, not a curated record